CCCUCGUCAGCCUAAAUAUUGUAAAUAUAAUGAUUAGAAUUAUCAAACUACAUAUUUUUUCUUGUUGGUAAUUAUUCCAUUUGUCAUUUUGAAGUUUCCAUUUUACGUGGAUUUUUUGGACCAUAAGAGUAUAAACUUCACUUUGCGGAUAGAAGUAAAAGCAAAAUGCAGAUCUUUGUGAAGACUUUGACGGGGAAAACGAUCACUCUCGAAGUAGAGUCAUCGGAUUCAAUUGAAAAUGUUAAAUCCAAAAUUCAAGAUAAAGAAGGUAUUCCUCCGGAUCAGCAGCGUUUGAUAUUUGCCGGCAAACAACUUGAAGAUGGGCGCACUCUGUCAGAUUACAACAUUCAAAAAGAAUCUACCCUUCACUUGGUUCUUAGAUUGAGAGGUGGUGCUAAGAAACGUAAGAAGAAGAAUUAUUCUACACCCAAAAAGAUCAAGCACAAGAAAAGGAAGAUUAAGUUAGCUGUGUUGAAAUUUUACAAAGUUGAUGAAAAUGGUAAAGUUAUCCGUUUGAAGAAAGAAUGUACUUCUGAAAAUUGUGGUCCCGGUGUGUUCAUGGCUGACAUGCCAAAUAGGCAUUACUGUGGCAAAUGCUCAGCUACUGUACCUAAGUAGAGAUGACAUUUGUAUAUUUUAAUACUUAAUAUAUAAUUAAAAAAAAAAAAUUUUGUUUUAGUAUUUAUUAUCCAUUUUGAAUACAAAUCUUUAUCCAGUAUAAUAACUUAUAAAUCAGAUUUUCAUAUACUAAUAAUUGUUUAAUAAUUUAAAGUCUUAAUUUUUUUAUAAUUUAUUUGUCAUGUGCUUGUGAACAAAUUCAUUACCAGGUGUAUUUUAAUAAUAAUUAUAUGUGUAUCUAUCAAUUAAGAUGGAUCUGAUUAAUAUCUUUAAUAUUAGAAUAAGUUCAUCAUCAAAAUUAAAGGCUCAAACAUUAUCAAUGAUAUAGUGUUGGGUUAUUUUUGAUAUUUUAA
Rhopalosiphum padi (bird cherry-oat aphid) is the source of this 971-nucleotide messenger RNA. RefSeq lists its product as uncharacterized. Lineage: Eukaryota; Metazoa; Arthropoda; Insecta; Hemiptera; Aphididae. Gene Ontology annotation, cellular component: nucleus; ribosome; cytoplasm. The transcript has 4 exons. Bases 166 to 618 code for a protein of 150 amino acids. Gene Ontology annotation, biological process: translation; modification-dependent protein catabolic process; protein ubiquitination. The record is from RefSeq and is a predicted model, not a curated record. Gene Ontology annotation, molecular function: ubiquitin protein ligase binding; protein tag activity; structural constituent of ribosome.